This is a messenger RNA of Staurois parvus, 830 nucleotides long. The record is from the annotation of a GenBank genome assembly. Lineage: Eukaryota; Metazoa; Chordata; Amphibia; Anura; Ranidae.
AUGCCCGGCCCGGUGACAUGGGCCCCAGUGGCCGCUCUGCUCUGCUGUUUGCUUGCUGCGCUCACUUCACAAGGAGCCGCCAUGGGGGACAAAGUGAUCUGGGCUGUCAAUGCCGGGGGCGAUGCUCAUGUAGACGUGCACGGCAUCCACUACCGGAAGGACCCGCUGGAGGGCAGAGUAGGCAGAGCAUCAGACUAUGGAUUGAAAUUGCCAAUUUUUUACGGUCAAAUACUGAAGAUCAGAUUCUGUACCAGACUGAGCGCUAUAAUGAGGACAGCUUUGGAUACGAGAUCCCUAUAAGGGAAGAAGGAGAGUACGUCUUGGUGUUAAAAUUUGCAGAGGUCUACUUUGCACAGUCCCAGCAGAAGGUGUUCGAUGUACGUGUGAAUGGCCAUACUGUGGUAAAAGACCUGGAUAUAUUUGACCGUGUGGGACACAGUACAGCACAUGAUGAAAUCAUACCAAUUGUCAUCAGGAAGGGUAAACUGAGUGUACAAGGGGAAGUCUCCACCUUUACUGGGAAGCUCAAUGUUGAGUUUGUAAAGGGAUAUUACGAUAACCCCAAAGUAUGUGCACUUUAUCUCAUGAAAGGAACAGUUGAUGAGGUGCCAAAACUGCAGCCUCAUCCUGGCCUGGAGAAGAAGGAAGAGGAGGAAGAAGAUGAAGACGAAGAAGGCCCAAGUACAAAGAAACAAAGUAACAAGAACCGUGUACAGUCUGGUCCUCGCACUCCUAACCCAUAUGCCUCAGACAACAGCAGCCUCAUGUUUCCAAUUCUGGUGGCCUUUGGAGUGUUUAUCCCCACACUCUUCUGCCUAUGCCGGCUAUAG